AUGAUAGCAAGACUAACGCAGUUCCAGCGAUUUUGGAAAGCAAAAAGGGCCCGCAAACCGAAGCCUCCACUUUGGCUACGAAACGUCGACUUGCAACAAGCACUACACGAAUGCAUAAGAACAGUCCAGCGAAGGGAGUUUAAAGGAGAUAUUCAAAGGCUGAUCGCUGACAAUAGCGGGAUCGUGCGUGUAGGAGGUAGAUUGGAGCACGCCUUGCUGCCCUACGAAGCCAAACAUCCAGCCAUACUGCCGUUAGAUCAUCAACUCACAAGACUAAUUGUCGAAGAUCUGCAUGUAAAAUUUGGGCACGCUAAGACAGAAAGAUUGUACUACGAGACGCGAACAUGCUAUUGGAUUUUGAAAGGCAGAAGAGCAGCCAAACGCGCGGUAAGGAACUGCAUGCACUGCAAAAGGCAAUCCAGCACACGCGUUUACCCCAUUAUGGGACAACUGCCCAAGGAACGGUUAGCAUCAUGUGUACAUCCAUUUUCCAUUUCCAUUGAUUUUUUUGGACCUUAUUUCGUGAAUAUCAGUCAACGCAGUGAGAAAAGAUACGGUUGCUUAUUCACUUGUUUGGUAACGCGUGCAGUGAAUUUGGAAUUAACGGACAAGAUGGACAUGUGCUCAUUUUUGCUGGCAUUCAGGCGAUUCAUCGGCAGAAGAGGAACGCCGAAUACUGUGUUCAGUGACAAUGGAACAAACCUGACAUCUGGCCAAAGGGAGCUCCAAGAAGCGAAAAAACGGAUCAACAGCAUGGAAUUAAUAGACUGGCUGGCUAGAAGAGACAUACGCUGGAGAUUUUCCCCUCCUGCAGCACCACACCAUGGAGGAGCAUGGGAGCGCCUAAUAAAGGCAUUUAAAUCUUCCCUGAACGCGGUGUUAAACGAGAAAAGGGUGAGAGAAGAAAUCUUAAGGACAGUUUUCGUGGAAAUAGAAGCGUUAUUAAACGCCAGACCGCUCACACACCUCAGUGUUAACCCACAGGAUCUCAGCCCCCUUACACCAAACCACUUUCUCCUUCUACGCCCACAUCCCCACGUCCCACCAGAUAUAGUGGAAGGUGACAGUACGUUAUCCAGGAGAAAUUGGAUCGCGGCCCAACAAAUUGUCACUCAAUAUUGGUGGCGUUGGCUAAAGGAAUAUGCACCCAACCUCAUCGAGAGCAAGAAAUGGAUGAAGAUGGAAAGAAACAUACAAUUGGGAGACGUCGUAUUGGUCAUCGAUCACAAUACGCCAAGGUAG
Molecule: messenger RNA, 1242 nt
Organism: Daphnia magna
Lineage: Eukaryota; Metazoa; Arthropoda; Branchiopoda; Diplostraca; Daphniidae
Exons: 2
Coding region: 1-1242 (413 amino acids)
Biological process (GO): DNA integration
Molecular function (GO): nucleic acid binding
Source: RefSeq, a predicted model, not a curated record